Molecule: messenger RNA, 2051 nt
Organism: Penaeus chinensis
Lineage: Eukaryota; Metazoa; Arthropoda; Malacostraca; Decapoda; Penaeidae
Product: mucin-3A-like
Exons: 2
Coding region: 352-2022 (556 amino acids)
Source: RefSeq, a predicted model, not a curated record
UUACGAUACACUGUUUACGUCUUGGCACACUCUAACUGGAGCUCACGCGUGCGCACUCUCAUUGACGUCAGGACUUCCGUGUUAGUGUCCUUGCUGCUGUGCCACGAAUUGGCCGGAUCUCAGUCGUCGCCGAAGACUUUCUGUUCGCUGUUGGGGGGGAAAGGAACUCCGACGGGUACCUGUUUCCUGUUUAUUUCCCUUUCUUUCGGUGCUGCUGGUACUCUGGUUUAAUUAAGUGGUGGAUAAGAGCCAUAAAGAAAUUGGAGAUAUUUACAAGGUGAUAGUACCGAUUUAUUUACAAUGUGAUGUGCGAGCGGAUUUAGGAGAGUGUUUCAUUACUUCUAUGGAUAGAUGACCAUUUUGCUACUGUCAGUACUGUUAUUAAGAGACCGAUGCCAACUUCCAUGCGGUUCAUUGCUAUCGGUCGACAACAUGAGACAAAUCCAAAGCAUUGUUUUGCUUGUUACUUGGAGUUACUUGUUUGGUAGUCAGAAGGCUCAUGAGCACGUCCCCGCCCGCUACCAGUCACCAAGUAAAACUCACACUGUAGCGCGACCCUCCCUGAUUAACGAGACGGAACUAGAGACUUUCGUAAUGCACAUCAGCAUCACAGAGGUGUCGACACUCAGUGAUGAGGGCGAACGAGCGAGGACUGCUGCUCCUCCUCGGGCCAAGAGGGGGACCUGCGACGCCGACGUAGUUGUCCCUCCAAACAGAUCGAGGUUCAUCGCGACGGGGAGCAAGUCGAGGGUGACUCUCUACUUCCAUCCCACUGAGGACUUCCGCUAUCUGUCUGUGAUCUUGAAGCUGAGUAAUAUCUUGGACUCGCCCAAGGUCCAGGUGUCGUUUCCCUCGUCCCUCUUAUGCGCGAACGACUUCUAUCGCUGGCACGAACUGACCGUCGAUGCAUUUGAGCUCGACGUCAGGAACGAGGUUGAUAAGUGGGCCGUGAGAGCGUCCGUGGGUUCCUGUUCACUUAUCAAGGCUUCCCCCUACUGGUAUAGCCUGAGUACGUUUAAGGAUCUGAAGAUCGUGGCCACCGGUGCUUCGUCGUGGAGGCACUCCGCUCCUGGAGAGAACUGCCGCUUCACGACUACGACCGCCAUUCCGUCAACCACCCCUGCAACCACUACCUCUCCCACGACCGAAAAACCCAAACCCACGACCUCGAGGGCGACCGCUACCUCUUUCCCUUCCGCCAGAACACCAAGCAUCACUACUACCUCGGCAGCGGCUUCGAAACUGCACACAAUCACAACAACACAAACCGCAACGACUACCUCUCAAACAACUGCUAAGUCCACGACCCACAAAACGACUACUACCUCCCCGAUGACUGCCAAACCCAAGACCCACAAAACGACUCCUACCUCCCCAACGACUACCAAACCCACGACCCGCAGAUCGAAUACCACCUCUCCAACAGCUGCAAAAGCCACCACCACCACCACCGCAGUGCGAUGCCAAACCCCUGCUGUCUCCCAGGCCGACGAAUCCACGCCCUCCACGCACACCACCACGACCCCAGGGACGACCAUAACUACCUCCACUGCAGUGCAAUUGGGCCAAAGUACAGCCAACGGUUCCGAAAAGCCGGAUGACCUGAACCACAGCCGUAAAGACGCGACAGACAUCGUGGCUUUCAUAAACCCCGACCACGCCGUUAUUCUAUGCGUCGUCGUCGCCUUGCUCGUCGUCCUCUUCGUCGUCUGCGUCCUCGUGAAGCACGCGGCGAGUCUUCGUUCAGCAUGGCGACCGAAGGGACCGCCCCCGCCGCCCCCGGAUUACCAUGCCCACAACGCCACCGUCGUGAACGUGGGUCUGCGCGAUCUGCCGUCGGAGCGCGAGUCGGGUCAGGGCAGCGAGCACAGCGCCGGCAGCCAGCACCUCCCCUUAAGCGAGAACGGAGGCCUCGUCCGGGAAACCCACACGUGCCUCGUCUGCUGCCCCUCCCGUCUCGGCUCCUCGGGCGCUGCUCUGCCCCCGGCCCCGGAGCGCUCCGGCCUGCACGCACUCAUUUAGGAUACGGGAGGAAACUCUAUGGAAAAUGG